This is a messenger RNA of Trypanosoma cruzi, 1602 nucleotides long. RefSeq lists its product as uncharacterized. The transcript has a single exon. The record is from RefSeq and is a predicted model, not a curated record. Lineage: Eukaryota; Euglenozoa; Kinetoplastea; Trypanosomatida; Trypanosomatidae. The coding region runs from base 1 to 1602 and encodes 533 amino acids.
AUGUUGCGUCUCUCAUGUGUGCUUGGCUUCUUUAUAAUAUAUAUAUAUAUAUUAUUUUAUUUUAAUGAACUUAAAAAAAAAAAAAGAGAGGUAGAGUGUAUGGAGGAUGAUCUUUUCCUUCUGAUUCAUUUUGACGGCGACGGUGCUGUUACAUUGGAUGAGACUACGCGGUAUUUUGAACGAAAUGGCUUUAUGCGGGACAAGGACAGUGCACUGAAUGAGAAGGGCACACCGCUUGUUUUUUUCAAGGAGACACGUAUAGAUGUGACGGCAUUCCGCGAGUUGGUAAAACUUUUGUGUGCUCAUUGCCGGGUCACUCUUGGCAAGGUCUGGAGCGUGUGUGUGGAACAAGCUCUCUACUCCGUGUUCCGCGCCAAUGCCCUGGUGCCCGAGAUGGUUGUGUCGCGAAAGGCUAUGGAACAGCUUGAGCAACACAUCAUGAGACAUGGCGAGACGCCUCCGCCUGAUGCAGCACUGUUCACAGGGAAUACUUUUCCCGAGUACCUGGACUAUGGCGAAUUUAUCGAGUACUUUCUGGUGCGAUGGCCAAAUUUGUCAAGGGCAAAGGUGGCAGCGCUGUUGCGGCACGCCGGUGCCGAACACUUCCACGAGGUGCCGCCUUCCGGCCCGGAGACGGAAAUCAUCGAGGAUGGGGCGGUCGAUCAAACACAGACUGAGGAGGGAAGAGAAGGUGAAAUGGAGCAGCUGCUGCGGUACACCGCACAACUCAAGGCAACACUGCGCUUCAGGGAAGAGGCGGUUGAGAAGGCCGACGAAUUGGCAGCGCAGAACACCAUUCUUCUUGAGACGUUAGCCGUGGCCGAGGAGGAACACAUGCGAUCCCAGGAGCAGAUCAAGAAUUUGUCAAGAAAACUUCAGGAACUCCAGUCGGAAAUUGGAAAAAACUUUUCCAUUCCUCACACUUCCUUUUCCCCCACUUUCUCAGAGAGUUAUGCCUGUUCUGUGGGUGAGGUAUCGAACGAUGAUGCGAGGAUGCUUUCUCUUGUCCAACGUUUUUGUCGUAAGCGAGAGCAGGCGGAAUUGUCAAAAGAGUUGUUUCUGCAGGAGAAGGCGUCACAGCUCGAGAAGCAAAGUGAGUUUCUUUUGCAGUGGGAGGAGGCGCUACACACGAAAGAGGGCGAGAUGGUUCAACACGAGCUGGAGGCCAGGAAACGUUGGUCCGAGGCCUUCCUGCGCAAAGAACGGCGGUUGGAACGCCUGCAGGAGACAUUAGAGCUGAAGAGACUUGAGAUCGCUGCGCGUGAGGCGGCGAUAGAAAAACGCCGGUUUGCCCAACUUGAACGGGAUCGCGAGGCUGGUGAGUUAUCGCUUGGCGAGAGGCGUCGGCGGAUGCAGCAGCUUCAGUUCAUUGAAGCGGAGCUGCACAAACGUGAGGAAAGAGCACUGGCCAGGGAGGGGGAGGGCCUCCGGCACGCCGUGGGUUUUGGGGAACACCAUCGACUCCGGAGGCCCGUGCAACAACUGGCCCGCGGCCACAUGGAAAAUAUCGGAGAAUCACAGCCAACGGACGGCGGGGCCAUGGAUAGCCGCGUGUUGUCACCAUCCAAGUGUCGUACCCCGUACCUAUCGCUUUUAUCGUAG